This is a messenger RNA of Mugil cephalus (flathead mullet), 1080 nucleotides long. RefSeq names its product free fatty acid receptor 4-like. Gene Ontology annotation, cellular component: membrane. The transcript is spliced from 3 exons. Gene Ontology annotation, molecular function: G protein-coupled receptor activity; peptide binding. Lineage: Eukaryota; Metazoa; Chordata; Actinopteri; Mugiliformes; Mugilidae. The record is from RefSeq and is a predicted model, not a curated record. Bases 1 to 1080 code for a protein of 359 amino acids. Gene Ontology annotation, biological process: G protein-coupled receptor signaling pathway.
AUGUCUUUUCAUCGCGUGGCUGUCGACCCUCACACUCCCUUCCUCCACAUAGGGAACAUGACUUAUUUUUCCUUCUUCUCUGAGGUGAGCCAGUCAGAUCAUUUUUCCAGCACCAUUAUGGAGACCCUGGUCAUCACCACGGUCUUCCUGACCUCGGUGGCCGCGAACGUGGGAGCCGCAGCCCUCGUGACCUUCGAACGCAAACCUCUGGCCAACAAGACCAUCCUGACCCUCAACUUGUUCGUGGCCGAUGUGCUGUUUGUCAGCAUGAUCCCGCUGAUCGUGGCGGUGCGUUGGACCGUGUCCUGGACGCUGGGGUACGGCGCCUGCCACACGGUGCUUUUCGUCACUUGCAUGAGCGGCUGCGUCGCCAUCACUACCCUGGCCUCCAUCAGCGUGGAGAGGGUCCAGGCUAUUCUCCGGCUUCAGAGCGUGCACACGCUAAACCCCAGGAUGGUGACCGCCACCAUCGUCUUCAUCUGGGCCUACUCCGCGCUUAGCACCUUACCCCUCAGCCUGUUCUUCACCGUGAUGGAAGUGAACUUCCCUGAUCACGAACGUGUGCACAUUUGCACUCUCAAAUGGCCUGACAUGACUGGAGAGAUUGUGUGGAACGUGGCUUUCACUGCCCUGUGCUUCCUCCUGCCAGGACUCACAAUUGUUGUGAGUUACAGCAAAAUAUUGCAGAUUGCUAAAAGUUGUAGACGAAGGCUUCAACAAAGAGACAGUCGGCCUCCAGCUGGAGACUCCCCCGACUACCAGGUCUCCCGCCAGGACAUGAAGCUCUUCCGCACCAUGCUGGUUUUGGUGCUCUCCUUCCUAAUCAUGUGGAGCCCGAUUUUCAUCAUCGCCGUCCUCAUCCUGGCCAGGAACUUCCUCUCUCACCUGCACGUGUCCUCCACAUUGUUCUUCUGGGUGGUCACGUUCACAAUGGCCAACUCAGCGCUCAAUCCCAUCCUCUACUCGGUCCUCCAGCUGAAGAACGGCUGGCGUAAGCUCUGUUGCGGCUCUGUCGUUCAGCCGCUGAGAAAAGGUCCUCAAGCCAGUGAGGUCGGUCGUACGCCGAGGAUAGAUCCAUGA